AGAAGAAAAAAAAAAAGAGAAGAAACUGUGGUAUGGUACCUAGCUCAAUUCCUCACUCCUCCCCCGCAUCUCACCUCCCGAUAAGACACGCGCAGGCAAGCUCCUCCUCCUCCUCCUCUCCUCGCCGACGACUCCGCCCGACCUCCAGCUCCAGCUCCAAUCGCCCGAACUGAUCGCGUGGAGUCGAGGAGAGGACCACCGGAGAGCUGCCGCCGCCGCCGCCGCGAAGGAGGAGAGGAGCUGGAGAGGCGAGCCUUAUCUACCCGCGCCGGAGCCAUGGACUCGGAGCACUGGAUCUCGCGCCUGGCCGCCGCCAAGCGGUUCUACGCCGCGCAGCUCGGGCACGCCGAUCGGGCGGGGAUGGAGGAGAUGGACAUGGACGAGGAGGUGAGGCCGGAGUUCGCGUGCCCCUACUGCUACGAGGACCACGAUGUCGUCUCCCUCUGCGCGCACCUGGAGGAGGAGCACCCCUUCGAGCCCCAUGCGGCGCCUUGCCCUAUCUGCUCUGAUAAGAUUGCAAAAGAUAUGCUUAAUCAUAUCACUGUGCAACAUGGAUACUUGUUCAAGAAUCGUCGUAGGUUGCGCAGAUUUGUUAUUCCAGGCAGCCAAGCCCUAUCUUUGCUGAGUCGAGAUUUACGUGAAGCUCAUUUGCAAGUGCUUCUGGGAGGUGGGGGACAUAGGUCAAGCAGCAGCAACACAACAAAUAUUUCAGCUGAUCCUCUUCUGUCAUCAUUCGGCCUUAGCUUUGCAACAUCAGAUGUGGAGGAAACAUCGAAACCACCUAGUUCUAUUCCAGAUGAUGCAUCCAUGGUAAAAGAGACACCUGCUCAGCAUUGGGUUUCAAGAGUUGACUCAUCCCUCACAAGUGAAGAAAGGGAACAGAAAAGGAAACAAGCCAGCGUCAGAGCAACAUUUGUGCAAGACCUGCUGCUCACUACUUUAUUUGGAGACUAAAAAAUCAAGAUGAGCCAAAGAAACCGAUAGAUGCAUGGUAAAUCCUGGUGCAAAUUUGCAAAGAUAAGUGCACACUCCAAUUGCUGAAGGUAAUAUCCGUAGAAGAUAGGCAUGCUUCUGGGGCACCAGGCGUCGUUUCCUCCCGUAAAGCGCAGAGUUCUGGGCAUGGGGGAACCUAAAGUUAUUGUAGGCGGUCUGUAUCUUCAGUUCCAUUACAAUCCACGAUAUGUAGAUCGUGGCUGUGUUUGUAGCGCUUCUAUGUUUAGAAGCAUUGGUUUGUUGUACCAAUAUAAUAAUUAUGUUAUGCAACAGCAGAAUGCUAUGCAGUUUGUCUAUGUAUGUGGGAGCUAUAAACGAGGUAUAGAACCGUUUGCAUUUGCAAUAUGAGAAGUUCUAAGAUGCGACAUC
Molecule: messenger RNA, 1362 nt
Organism: Oryza brachyantha (malo sina)
Lineage: Eukaryota; Viridiplantae; Streptophyta; Magnoliopsida; Poales; Poaceae
Product: protein DEHYDRATION-INDUCED 19
Exons: 5
Coding region: 277-954 (225 amino acids)
Source: RefSeq, a predicted model, not a curated record